GUAAAGAUGGCGACAGCUGAGCAGGGCAGCAGAACAACUUUAUUCGAGCGGCUCUGAGUGGAUUUUCUUCCGUCGGUCGGAGCGUCUCAGUCGGCUGCUUCUCCUCCGGCUGCCCGCCGCCUUCAGGCUCGGAUCUCGUUCACAGCCGGACCUCGGCGCUCCUCCCCGGCCUCGGAUCGGUUCGGAGCCCCUUCCCUCGCUCCUCCCUCCCUCCUCGCCCCACCGGAGGAGCAGACCGGAGCUCGGCUAAAGUUUCCUCUCCUCUCCGCUCUCUGGAAUUUGUUCGUAGAGGUAACCCGGGCCGAGGCGCGCUACCCGACCGCACAGGUUAUUGGAGGCCUGAAGCUCACAUGCCCAGACGAGGAGGAGGAAGAGGACUGAAUGUGUGAGCAGCCCCAGCAGAGAAGAUGAAGAGUUUUUUGUGCUGACAUCUAAGGUGUGUUGUUUCUGUGGAUGAAGUCAUCUCUGGAGCAGCGCAUACUUCAGGACUGACAGAUCGACAGGAAGUAAGGAAGGAAGGAAGGAAGGGCCCAGGAUGACUAGCGCGGCCCCGGCCAGGAAGCCGUACCGUAAGGCUCCGCCACAGCACCGCGAGACGCGCCAUGCCCUGCCUGUAGCUCCACCCCCGCCUGCACCACAGCACGACAUCAGUCAGGAGGCUCUUUCGGACUCGGACCGGAUCAGAAUCCUCCAGCAGCAGAAUGAGGACCUGCAGCGCCGCCUCUCUCUCUCCACCCACAAGAUGGAGGCCAUGGAGGCGGAGUUUGAUGGCAGCCGUCACUACAUGGAGGCGGAGCUCAGCCGGACCAGAGACGACCUGGACAAGAUGAGGGACAAGUUCCGCAGACUCCAGAAUAGCUACACAGCGUCUCAGAGAGCCAAUCAGGACCUGGAGGAGAAGCUUCACGCUCUGCUACGGAAAGUGGAGAGGGACAAAAAGACGAUGGACCAGGAGAUCGUGGAGCUCACCAACAAACUUCUGGACGCCAAGAACACGAUCGACCGACUGGAGGAGCUCAACGAGCGCUACAGACAGGACUGUAAUCUGGCCGUCCAGCUGCUCAAGUGCAACAAGUCGCACUUCAGGAACCACAAGUUCGCCGACCUGCCGUACGAGCUGCAGGACAUGUUGAACAAACACAUGAAGAGCAGCCUGCCGGAGCAAGGCCCCGCCCCCGGCUCUCAGGACCCGGAUACGCUCAGUUUGACUCCUGCUGACGUCGUGCCGACGUCCGUCAUCGCCCGUGUUCUGGAGAAACCGGAGCCGCUGGUCCUGAACUCGGCCCAGUCCAGCAGCUGUGGCCGGCCCGUCGCCGAGGACGUCUUCGUCCACGUGGACAUGACGGGCCCGGCGGGGGCCGAGGCCCGCGGGCGGGAGCACGGCGGCGGUCAGGACGCGGCGCAGCAGAACGGUUCCUGCCGCAGUCAGAGCAGUCUAGACGGGCAGUCGGGCGGCGAGGAGGCGACCGGGGCUCCGUCCUUUGAGAAGCUGAACCCGUACCCGGCGCCGCCGCCUCCCCACCCCCUGUACCCCGGCCGCAAGGUCAUCGAGUUCUCGUCGGACGACAAAGUGAAGAUUCCCAAAAACUCCCCGCUGCCGAACUGCACCUACGCCACCCGGCAGGCCAUCUCUCUGAGCCUCGUCCAGAACGAUGACGAGCGACUGGCCCCUGGCAGCCCCGCCCCCUCCUCCUCCUCCGGCGGGGGGGUCCACCAACGCACGCCGCCGUCACAACGGGAUGCCGCCAGCGAGCCGGUGUCCAGUCAGUCCAGCCCGUUCAGCAGCCCGCCGCAGGCCCCCAGCAUCCUGGCGAGCUCCGGCAGCUCAGAGGAGGACCUCCUGGCCAACUGGCAGCGGAUGUUUGUGGAGAAGGUGGCGCCGUCCUGUGACGGCUCUAUGGCUCACCGCACUUCCUUCAGCAGUCAGACAGCUCAGGAGCUGCAGAGGAGAAGGCCAGUCCCGGGGGGCGUGGCUUCGACCUCCUCCGACCGCCACAGGGCGGCGUACUCGGACGGCGAAGAGGGCUCGUCGGCGCGCAGCUGGACGCCGAGCCGCGGCUCCAGCCUCGACACGGACACGGACACGGAACCGAGGCCCAGCAGGAGGGGGCGCUACGGCGGCGGCAAUGGCUCUACGGAGGAGGGCGAGAGGCUGCUGAUGAACCUGGAAGACGACGGCUGCAGCGGGGACACGGUGGACACCGUGGACACCGUGGAGAACAACCCCGCUGACGCCCGCAGGGAGGAGUUAGAGGAGGAGGAGGAGAACUCGUCUGAGGAGAGAGACAUCCUCCCCCACGACCUGCCCAUCAUCUCACCUCGCCUCCUGGACUUCGACCCCGCCCUCCCCGCCGCUGCCCCGCAGCGGCCGCAGAAGAGCCCGAAGAGAAUGGGCGUGCACCACCUGCACCGCAAAGACAGCCUGACCCGAGCGCAGGAGCAAGGCACGCUGCUGGACUGACGCCCGCUGGCGACAGCCUGAGCCCCCCCUCACUCCCCACACUGUGCUCCCUCCGCUGCUGUCUGUCUCCAUGGCAACUGGCCUGUCUCUCACAGAGAUCAGAGGUCACGCCCAGCCAGGAUAUAGCCAUACUCUAUCGUAUGCUGCCGAGCUCACCGCCUGACCGUGUGUGUGUGUGUGUGUGUGUGUGUGUGUGUGUGUGUGUGUGUGUGUGUGUGUGUGUGUGUGUGUGUGUGUGAGAGAGAGAGAGACCAUGUACAUUUGGCCACACACUCUACUUUAAUCAUGUGUCCACUUACUUUUGCCUGAUAGUGAUCAGAUGUCUCCGUACAUACAACCAUUAUGUACUACUUGGCCAAAAGUAUCCGGACAGCCGAUUAAAGCAAAAUACAUUGAUACUGGACAGAAAAUUGUAAAUAAUCAGUAUAAGAAUCAAUAUUAGAAAUCCCAUAUGAGUCUUUUCUGAGUGUGUGUGUGUGUGUGUGUGUGUGUGUGUGUGUGUGUGUGUGGCUGAUCAGCAGCUGAUAACCACCCUCAGUGAUUGGUGCCCAGUGACUCAGUUGAUCUGUUCUUGUUAAAAUGGAAUUAAAUCAGAAGUUAAACUGGAAACUGUAUUUUUUUAAAGAUGAAGAAAUAUUAGAAAACAUUUGAUGUAUUUUUGUAAAUUCUGACUAAAAUCAACAGAAGACAUUUUGGCUCUGUGGCCAAAAGUAAAUGGACCCCCAGUCUACAUCCUGUACUGCAUUCUGUACUGCAUCCUGUACUCUGCCCAAAACCUGACAAACUCAGAGCUCCUCCAAAAUAAAACGGUUGUUUUAAUGAAGGAGAUAAACUGACAGAAAUAACUUAUCGGUUCAGUUAAUGUGCUGCUGAUCGUUCAGGGUUUGGUUGGUGCGGUCCACAUACUUUUGUCCAUGUAAAGACUUUGAUUGGCUGUAAAUAAAAUAAUUAUUUGUCCACCUGCUUUUGGCCACAUAGUGAACUGAUCAGAUCAAUACACACCAACAUAACCUACAUGGCCAAAACUAUGUGGACGGUUGAUUAAAUUGUGAAUUAUCAGUAUUAGAAGCACCAUAUCAAUUGUUUGUAUGUGUGUGUGUGUGUGUGUGUGUGUGUGUGUGUGAACAGAAAAAAAGAAUAGAAAGACUUUCUGGACGUCUCUGCCUUGUUUUCGUGAUCAGGAGCUUUUAUUCUGAAAAGAACAGAAGACACACACCUGGAUAAACACUCACACACUCAGACUCAGUGCCUCUGUCUCUCUCUCUCUGUCUCUGUCUCUCUCUCUCUCUCUGUCUCUGUCUGU
Chelmon rostratus (copperband butterflyfish) is the source of this 3764-nucleotide messenger RNA. RefSeq names its product tight junction associated protein 1 (peripheral) (gene tjap1). The coding region runs from base 536 to 2461 and encodes 641 amino acids. The transcript has 11 exons. The record is from RefSeq and is a predicted model, not a curated record. Gene Ontology annotation, biological process: Golgi organization. Lineage: Eukaryota; Metazoa; Chordata; Actinopteri; Chaetodontiformes; Chaetodontidae. Gene Ontology annotation, cellular component: trans-Golgi network.